This is a messenger RNA of Drosophila busckii, 1960 nucleotides long. Its product is annotated as DALR anticodon-binding domain-containing protein 3. The transcript is spliced from 3 exons. The record is from RefSeq and is a predicted model, not a curated record. The coding region runs from base 205 to 1626 and encodes 473 amino acids. NCBI's taxonomy places the organism in Eukaryota, Metazoa, Arthropoda, Insecta, Diptera, Drosophilidae. Gene Ontology annotation, molecular function: tRNA binding; arginine-tRNA ligase activity; ATP binding. Gene Ontology annotation, biological process: tRNA C3-cytosine methylation; arginyl-tRNA aminoacylation.
AAACUUGGCGACGAAUUUACAAUUUUGGCCGCAAAUUUAUCUUAAAAUCAUUUUUAUUAAUAGAAAAUGUCAUAUUGUGCAUAACUGCUAGUUGAUUAAACACAUCCAGAGCGUAGAAAUUGUGGGCAAAGCAAACAAUUUGUCCAAACUUUUGCCAUUGCAUUGUCUUUGCAGUUGCGCGUAAAGUAAGUCACAGGAGCCCUAAUGGCAGCAGCCCUACCGGCAGAGCCAGCCCCAGCCAUGUCGCACAAUCCCAUAACCGAGUUGACAUGUCAGCUUAUUCACUACUUUGCUAGAUUCCAAGAUAGGGCAGAAGAGGAGAGGGAGCAUGUCUAUACGCGCUAUGGUGAGCUUUUGCACUAUCACAACGAGAGUAUUGUGCAGUUUGGAGAUUUGAGCAUUGCGGCCAGCCGGAUCAAUUGGGCAUGCUUUUGCCAGCGUCGUGGACUACAGCUGCGCCACUUGGACCAGCAAAUGAUACCCGAUGAGGAGGCUGUGCAGCUGAUUCUUGAGAAGAGCAAGGAAUGGAUCUUUCCGCUUGCAAGCGUUACCAAAUUGCGCAAGGAGCGCUAUGCUCUGCGUUUCCAGCGCGCACCAAUUGUUGCACAUGUGAUUGGCAACAUAAUGCAGCUUGGUGAGCUGUAUGGAAAGCCCCAGAAGCUGGAAUUUGCGCCGGACACCACAGUGUCUCUUGUACUACAUGAACAGUUCCUUGAUGUGGAGGCCCCGCCCGGCAAUUCCAAGGAAAUGCACAAGUUUCGUGCCAGGCAAUUGUUUAUGAUUGUCAGCCGCUUGCUAAAGUACACCAACAUGCAUCCGGUAGAGCCCGAAGACCAGACAGACGAGACACUGGUCAUAAGCAUUGACAGUAACAAUCAUGCACGUCGUCCAACUCAACCCGAUAUAGUAGAUGGGGACCCCGGCAACCCAGUCAGGCAGGAAGUGCGUCUAGUAUGUGGGCCCGUUGUCGAAUCACACAAGAAAGCCGCCACCACCUUGGACAGCCUCAGCUAUAUGAAUAUACGCUCGAAUGACAUGUUGCUGAUUGCCAUGCAUCGUCAUGGCGUGCGCGACUGCCCCCAGGGCGAAGGUUUUCAGGACCUAAUGCGCCGUCUUGGCUUUGCGGCUGUUAUUGUUGACUUAUUCGAGGUACGUCACAGCAGCUGCGCCUCUUUGGUAUCCAACGGUCUUGGCAGUUCCAAGGGCGCAAAUUAUAUACUGUACAAUUCGGCACGUCUGGAGACGCUGCUGCGCACAUUCAAUGGCAAGGUGGAGACUGGCGUCUAUGGACCUUUGCCACCACUAGAAAGCGUUGAUCUCAGCACUCUAGAAGAAGAUCUUGAUUGGCAUCUCAUCUAUGGCUACUUGCUGCACUUCCCGGAGAUGAUUGAGUCCGUAUUGUUGCAGUUCAGAGAGGGCCACGUUGGUGUACAUAUACUAGUGCGCUAUAUUGUCGGCUUGGCAUCCACCUUCAGUAGAUAUUAUCGCAACAAGCAGAUUCUUGUGCAGCAUCGAGCUAAUCUAAUGCCGGUACUCCAUGCACGGGUCUACUUGGUAAAGGCGGUGCGUCAGGUGCUGAAUCUAUCGUUGGCACUUCUUGGCAUUGAGCCCGUCAAUUAUAUGUAAGAAAUAUAUAUUUAUUCAAGCGUAUGUAUGUGUAUACAACUAUAUUAACCAUAUACUCAGCUAACAUACCAAGCAAGCAAAAGAAAAAAACAGAAGCUCGCAAAGCCAACCCUAAUGAUUAGUUUAAAAUGGUUUAAAAUUUAAACUAUUUAUAGAUGUCUAUAUUAAUAUCUUUAAUCUCUAAUGGCAUUUAAAAUGUACAUUUUUAAUUUUAAAAACCGAGUGACAAAUUGUACCCGCCGGUAUUAAAAAACAAAACUUUUAACAAUUUAUGUGUUAUUGGAAAUAUUCAUGUAAUUGUGUUGCUAUCAUAAAAAAAUACAAAACUUCUAAG